CCUGUCGUUCAUUAUCCUCUCCAUCCCGCUCAUUUUUCUCACCUUCAUUACACUCUCCCUCUGCCUCACUGCCCUCUUCGUCUGCGAUUGGUUCCUGUUGGAUUCUUUUCUCCUAUUGGUUGGAAUAUGAUCUUCCGGCUUGCCCGGUCUUUUCCGGGAGCGCGGGUACUGACGGAGCAUUGAGUACAAUCUAUCUGGUUACUCACCCCAGAGAGUGUGGGAGUGAAACAUGGCGCGACAGAGGGUAAAAAAGGAGAGACUGACUGAUUCUAAAGUAGAUGGGAAAAAUGGAAAGAGUACUGGACUUCACAAGAAACCUCAAGUUAAGGAAAAGAAGAAAAAAUCCAAUUUGGGGAAUAUUUUCAUCAAUAUAGCAAUUGUACUGUGCAUUGUGAGCAGUGUCUGGUUUUGCUACGCUAUCUAUAUGAGGUCCUGGCUUGCUAACCGAAUCGUAACACCUCAUCCCUCUUUGCGGAUACUGGACAACAAUUUUACAAGUCCAGCAUUGUCGCCGGAGAAAUUCUGGGGAUCCUACCGACCUCAGGUAUAUUUUGGAAUGAAAACACGGAGUCAAAAAUCAAUUGUAACAGGUAAAGAAAAGUGGACGUGUUACAAUUAUUUGCGGGCACACUGCCCAAGUUUGGAGAUGAUGACAGACAUUGUGAAAAACAGCUUGAACGGCCGUUUUGUGUACAACACAGCGACUUCUUCUCCCAGACGGUACUACAUUGGUGUGGAUAGCUACAGGCCACCUCCAAAACAAGGUGGGGACACAACACAAGACAACUUCUUAGUUCAUCAAGUGACAGUGCAGGUUCCCUUUGAAGUCGAAGUCCUGUUUGAGUCGGAAAGUUUCACAGAUCGAUCCAGUCGUCUUGCUGGAGAGAUCUUCACAAAUGAGCUGGAGAGGUGGAAACAAGCAUUUGAUGAAAAAUUUAAUACCAUUUUCAAAUUGUCAGAUAAAGGCUUUUCCCCUCAACAAACUAAAUUUGCUAAAGCAGUUUUCAGUAAUACAAUUGGUGGAAUGGGGUAUUUUUAUGGUCAGUCUUACGUUCAGUCUAUAUACAAUGAGUACCCAUUGCCUUACCUGGAGGGCCCACUGUACACUGCUGUCCCAUCCCGUUCAUUCUUUCCCCGAGGAUUUCUCUGGGAUGAAGGGUUCCAUCAACUUUUGAUCAGUAAGUGGAAUCCAUCUAUUAGUAGGGAGGUGAUUGGACACUGGUUAGAUCUGAUGAAUGUUGAAGGUUGGAUACCAAGGGAGCAGAUUCUGGACAAUGAGGCACGUAGUAAAGUGCCUGCAGAAUUUAUUGUACAGAGGAAUGAAAAUGCCAAUCCUCCUACACUUUUCCUCACGAUACAAAAGCUAAUUGAAGAUUUGAAUGGACAUUUGACAAAAGAGGAUAACUCUUAUCUGAAGAGACUCUUCCCCCGUUUGAAGACUUGGUAUGAUUGGUACAAUUCAACCCAAGUUGGGUCCUUGCCAUCAACCUAUCGUUGGAGAGGUCGUGACACUGAUACAAAUCUGUUCCUCAAUCCAAAAACACUGACCUCUGGACUUGACGAUUACCCGCGGGCAUCACAUCCUUCUGAAGAUGAGCGCCAUGUAGAUCUUCGUUGCUGGAUGACUUUGGCAUCAAAGAUCAUGACAGAUAUUGCAAAAAUUAUAGGAGAAGCCCAUCAAGACUAUCAGGACAUGUAUGAGAAGUUGAGUGACAACUCUUUGCUUCAAGAACUGCACUGGUCUGAGGAUCUGAAAGCAUUCAGUGAUUAUGGAAAUCAUACUCAGUCUAUUAUUCUAGAGCGAGAGAAAAUCUACGUGCCACCUGGCCAGCCACGACAGCAUGUCCAACCUGCCAGACUUAUCCGUUCUGUUCGGAAACAACCAAAACUUCAGUAUGUUAAUGCUUUUGGUUAUGUCAGUCUGUUCCCAUUCCUACUUCAAAUUCUGCAGCCUGAUUCUCCAAAACUUCUUCAUAUCUUAAAUGAUAUCAGGGAUGAUGAGAAACUCUGGACUCCUUAUGGCCUACGGUCACUUUCAAAAUCUAACCCCCUCUAUUUGAAACGUAACACUGAAUAUGACCCGCCUUACUGGCGUGGACCUAUUUGGAUUAACAUGAACUACCUUGUGGUUCGGGCACUGCAUUUCUAUUCCACUCAAAACGGACCAUAUCAAGAAAUGGCAGUAACACUAUACCAGGAGCUGAGGACUAACCUCAUAUCAAAUAUGUAUAAGCAGUUUGUACAAACUGGUUACUUGUGGGAGCAAUAUAAUGACAGUACUGGCAAAGGGCAAGGUAGCCAUCCAUUUACUGGCUGGUCUUCCCUGAUAGUUUUAAUAAUGGCAGAGCAAUAUUAAUGCUGUCACUAAUGACAUCCUGUGUAAUGGUUUAGGGCUGUGCCUAGGGGAUUCUUUUGUGAAUGAAUCUUUUAACACAUGAAGUGAUUCAAAUUAAACUUCUCUGCAUGUCCGCAUAUUAAUUGGAGAAAACAAAUCAACAUUAUUGCCCACGUAUUCUGUGUGUAAAAUAGGCACAACAAUGACAAAUUUGUCAGCAUUCUGCCCAUGUGUUUGGGUCACUGCUACUGUUUUCAGGGCUUUUUAGGUGGCCCUGGUGGCUACCUAAAACAGGCAUUGGGCCGCUUGUACAUGUGAGAGACCUAAUGUCUAUUUUAAGGCCCUGUUGCAAGCAGACAGCAGGAAUGGUCCAGAGAGGUUUUAGUGGCUGCUGAGAAACAGGUACACUUCUUCAAAGCCGUGACUUUAACAUGGAGUCAGGAGGAGCAAGACUGUGUUCCUUAGUUCCCAGCCCUAUUGAAAAGAUUCUGUUGGCGCACAAUCACAGACUUAAUGAGAGCUUGCCUCGCUCCUUUUUAAAAGUAAAUCACAUCUUGAAUUUGUUAAAGGCAAACUUAUAAUAAAUGGAUUUCUUAUUAAAGUUUUAGUUGAAAGAUUAAA
Messenger RNA from Rhincodon typus (whale shark), 2956 nucleotides. It is a transcript of the gene mogs, whose product is annotated as mannosyl-oligosaccharide glucosidase. Gene Ontology annotation, cellular component: endoplasmic reticulum membrane. The coding region runs from base 230 to 2356 and encodes 708 amino acids. Gene Ontology annotation, biological process: protein N-linked glycosylation; oligosaccharide metabolic process. Gene Ontology annotation, molecular function: Glc3Man9GlcNAc2 oligosaccharide glucosidase activity. Lineage: Eukaryota; Metazoa; Chordata; Chondrichthyes; Orectolobiformes; Rhincodontidae. The transcript has 4 exons. The record is from RefSeq and is a predicted model, not a curated record.